Molecule: messenger RNA, 2583 nt
Organism: Sphaeroforma arctica JP610
Lineage: Eukaryota; Ichthyosporea; Ichthyophonida
Exons: 4
Coding region: 1-2583 (860 amino acids)
Source: RefSeq, a predicted model, not a curated record
AUGGUUUUAAAAGUGCAACUGAAUUUUGGUUCACGUUUCGGUCCAGACUUCCAAAAAAAACCCCCUGUUGUUAUUGAGGGGGCGGAGGGGGGAGACGAGUACUUUAGUACAAUCAGAGCCAACAUUGAAGACACUGAUGGUAAUCCGGCUGCUCUACUGGCGACUCGCAACAAGAGCACGGAUGACCUGCGGCGAGUGAAGCCCCCUGCCCUACGGAGUAUUGACCAAUCGGAGUUGAGACCACGGCCGUUUGCAGCAAAGGUAUCUCAAAAAUUCACCGAAGCGUUUGCGAAUGACGUUUACAUCUAUAGUAUUCGUGACAAAGAAACAUUCAAAAAUGGGACACUUGGCUACUAUAACGCAUUAAAAAAUAACGUUCUGGAUACGCGCGGACGACCGGAGGAGUUACUGGCGACUCGCAACAAAAGCGCGGAUUUUAAACGAUCAGAUGACAAUGCGGAACUGUUUCUGAUAAAAUACGCGAUCAUCGAUCGACAGGAAUGGAACUCAAUGGCAUUCCAAACAAAGAUAUCCAAGGCUUACUACGACGCGUUUAGUGGGGAUACUUGUAUCUAUAGUAUCCGUGACAAAAGGAUCGUUCCGUAUUUAACAGACGAAUAUUACGAAGCGAUUACAAACAAUAUUGAUGAUACGCGCGGACGACCAGAAGAGCUCCUGGCGACUCGCAUCAAUUGCACGGGUAGUGUACCCCAAUCAGUCAUGUCUGUGAAACCCCCCACACCACGGGUCGUGGAUGACACACCCGAGUCGGUAGACCUAGACGACAACAUCGAGACAUUCCUUACGCAUUACAAGAGUAUUGAUAGAACCGAAUCAGAGAUGCGAAAGUUUGUAUCAAAGGUGUCACGAGCGUUCACCGUGGCGUUUGCGGACGACGCUUGCAUCUAUAGUAUUCACAAUAAAAGAACCGUUAAAAAUUAUACAUACGACUAUUAUACGGCAUUGAAAGCCAAUAUUGAGAAUACGCGCGGACGGCCAGAAGUGCUACUGGCAACCCGUAAGUGCAAGUACGACACAAAACCAAUUGGUGCACAGGACAGGGAUGAAUUCUUGAACAGAUACCACACGUCCGAACGAGAUUCGCAGAGUACGCGCGAAUUUAUAUCCAAAGUUUUUAAACUUUUCACCGACAUGUUGACAAACGAUACAUGCAUCUAUAGUAUACAUGAUAGGAAAUGUAUCCAAAAACGGUCAUCCAAGUACAAGAAUACAAUCAAGUUCAACAUUGAGGCUACACGUGGACGCCCGGAAGUGCUACUGGAGACUCGUAAUACAUGUACGGAAUCGUGCAGUGAUGAUAAAGAGAAACCCAGACCAACUAUUAAGUACCAGCUUACGGAUCGGAACUCGGUGGUGACACGUAGUCCGCUGUGGGAAACGGUCUAUUAUCCGUUUGUUGAAAAAUACAACCAAAUUUUGGAUACUUCAAAUGAUUUUGUAGUCGAUAUCGCGCGACUCUACCAGCGUACCUUUCAAUACGACAAGCACUAUUACAACGUGUCUACCAACAAGUGUAAACUUUUAGACAUCAAGAAUUUGGAGGAAAAUAUCAGACUUACCAUGGGGCGCCCGUUCGACUUACUCGAGUACCGCAUUCUGUGUCGUAAAGACCCUAGACUCAGCAAAAAAUGGACGAUGGAGCUGGAACGACACGCACUUCCGAAAGGUGGGAUGCUAUGCAUGCCAAAGUAUUUUAUGGACGAUGAUGCGACCGUAUUCGAUAACCCUUCCUUUUACAAGAGAUUGUCGUUUAUGAGCCAGCUUGGUGACUACAUUCUAAUCCUGUUCCGUGAUUUUCCCAGUGUGUGCACAGUCAUCAAUUAUCGCAUAAAGAUACAUGCUGAAACAGCUAGUGAAAUGAAUAUUCAGUCUGUUAUUCGGCAAUUGGACGCAGCCGAAUGUAAGACGCGAUUUGCCCUCAUCACACUGUCCACGAACUCGGACGAAAGUGGGCAUGUGAUGCCUAUAAUUGUAGACUUUGAAAAUGAAACGAUUGAAGCGAUGGAUCCCGGGGGAGAUUCAAUAAACGAGUUUAAUGUCGCCCUUGAUAAAUUUGGGACGAUACUCCAGGACAAUUACAAUGAUCAAUUUGGGACGUCUUUUCGGUUUGUUUCCACACAAGAUGUGUGUAACCGCGCGUGUGUCCAACGAUACGAAUUGAAUUUUGUCGAGAGACCAUUUGACCCCUUUGUUCGUGACCGGUUUGACACAGAAGUGGGUGGCAACUGUUAUCUGUUUACUCUUGUUCUAUUUCUUGCACGACUCAGCAAUCCAACAAUGGACACAGCUACGGUUCAUCAGUACUUGGUUGAGUGGAUUGUUCAGGAUAUGGAAAAAAUGCUUGAUCUGUUCCGGGAGAUGUACCAAGUCAUGAAAUUGGGUCAAGUCGAAGUGCAUAAGAAGACACUAUCUGUGGUAGUGCAUGAGAUGACACUAUCUGUGAUAGUGCAUAAGAAGACACUAUCUGUGGCAGUGCAUGAGAAGACACUAUCUGUGGUAGUGCAUGAGAAGACACUAUCUGUGGUAGUGUAUGAGACUGUCACUAUCUGUGGUAGUGCAUGA